AUGAUCGCAGAGUCAGAUGUUGCACGCCCUUCUCAGUCCUGGGGCUGUGAGAAGGCCGCAGUUUCGUCUGAGAAACAGCGAGAAAAGCAGACCCACCGCGAGAGCUGCAGAAAGGCCGGUGCUUUGGCCCGCAGUUCCGACACCGACCACUUUUCUCGACCGUCUUCCUCGUGUGACUCGCCGUCGUCCUUUUCACCGUCGGUAGCGGACGAGAUGGCCUUCGAGAGGAGGCGAGAGCGGCCUCGGCGACCCAGCGGAUUCGAGCCGCGGGGGACUGACAGAGACGGACCAGGCUGCAGAGGCCCGGAAGAGAACGCGGAACGCGACGCCAGGCAGCCGAUUGCUUCCCAGCCGACAGAAAAUCCGGAAGAAUCUGCUCACGCCUCACACUGGGUCUUCCCAGUGCGCCCAGACUGGAGCUAUCACUUCCCAGAGGACGUCCCGGAACUUCUACAGGUGGUGUGCAGCCGCAUCAACAGUCGGCGGGCGGCCUCGGAGGAAGGCCUUCCGUUACCUGCGGCGGCUCGCGGUAGAGAGGAGCGAAGCAGCGGCGCGUCGGCGCCGAGCCAGGAUACGCUUCCGGGAGACUGUCUGCUGGCCGUCGUCCAACGAAUGGUCGCAGAGUGGGCCCAGAGGCGCUUGCGGAAGACUCAGUGCGAAGCGGACAAGAAAGGCAACUUCAAUCCGCCCCCUCCGAGGUCAAGUGGCCCAUUUCCGGAGGGGAAAAACGAGGCGAAGCGGAAGGACGAGGAAGACGCAGAGGAACGCGCUUCGCUCUGUGCUCUGCUCGCUGCCUGCCGCGCGUGUCCUCUCUCCUGGACGUCUGAGCAGGGCGAGCCGAGCUUCGGAGCCGCGGCGGCUGGGGUGUGUAUACACCGGAGACGUCCCACGCCGCCUGAGAAGCGGGGCCCGUGGCUCUUCGAUGCACUCCUCAAAGAAGUCAUGACGCAGUCCGACAGUGGCGACAACGGAAAGACGUUGGCGCACCCCGAGAGCUCCAAAAAGAGAGGCACUCUCAACUUCUCUUACAGCCGUCCUGCGUCCACUUCAGCCUUGCAGGAUGUGGACGUACACCCGGAUACCGCCGUCUCCAUCGUGGGAAGGGACGCGGACUCGGCACAAGGUUUUUCUUCGGAGGUCCCCUUCUCGCCACCUACUUCGCAGAUUGGGACGAGAUCUGUGGAGACUCCGAAGCAGCUCUGCUGGCCAGCCCCACCAGGUUCCCUCGCGACAGAUGCGUCUGCUCCUUCUUUUCCGGCUCCUCACAACCCGGUCCGCUCUGCGCAAACCGCAGUCCCGAGUGUCCACGACCCGUGGAACGCGUGUCCCCUGUCCCGCGUUCCUUCUCCGAAUGGCGCUGUCUGUACACCUCAGGGCGGCGCGGCGGCGAGCCCAGGUCUCCCAGGCGUCUCGCCUGUCGCUCACAGUGGGAAACCUCAAAAACUGCCAGCGCCUCGACACGCCAAGACUGCGACCUCGCAACGGAGACACUUGCCUGUCCCUGCCAGCUCGGCGCAUCCUCCGGGACUCUCCAGAGGCAGUGGCAGAGAGAAAGCAAUCGAGAGUGUAGUGGCUGCAGACGGAGGGAGGAACGAAGCAGUUGGAAAAGAAGGAAAGAUGGACGGCGCCCCGACUUCGCGCCUCGCCGGAGGCCUCGGGCACCAAGGGGGAGUGGGGACCGCCUCGCGAGAGACAAGAGGAGCAACCGCGAGCGGAGACAACGUCUCCGGGGCAGGGGGGACCACGGGUGGGAGUCCGUUUUGGCCGGAAGAAGCGACGAAGCAGGCGGUGCGCUGCGCCCUUGGCGGCACUGUCCACGAGUUUGUGCGGCUGCCGGAUGGCUUUUCGGUCUUCUUCGCGAACGGGAACUACGGCGCGGGCCGUUUCAACGGCUUUGUGCACCUCUCGCUUCCCUCCGCUUCGCCUUCAUGUCCUUUCGUUCCAGGGGGGUACUUGCUGCUGGAGCACGCACGCACGUGGCAAAUGCCUGCGCCGCUGCCGCUGUUUUUUCUGCGGGCCACGCCACGGAACUGUCGAGAACUCGCGGAGGCUCUCGCGAGUCCGUUCUGGGCGCCGAGACACCCUGUGCGUCACCUGGUGUUUCGCCACCGGGCACACAUGACGCGCUUCGUGCAGGACAUGCGCCAGAGGAAAAAGAAGAGCCCGAACGGGCCCCAGGACGGGAUGGCCGAGCCUGGCGGCGGCGCCUCGGGGCGCGGCGGGGGCCCGAGGCUCGUCAAGAAAGGCCUGGGAGCGGAGGAUCUCGGCGCCACCACUUCGGCGAACGGAGGACUCGAGAACGCGCUCUGCGGGGGUCGAGAGGAAGGCGCCAAGAGAGGGACUGGCGUGAGAAAGAAAAACGACUGCUUCGCCAAGGAGAAGAAGGAAGGACGGGACAAGGUGGAGAGUAAGGCGACAGGUUUCCCGGGGUGUCCCGGGGAGGAGGGUCACGUUCGGAGCGAGAGACGAGAACGCGAAGAGAGCUCGCAACCUGCGGCACGCGGAAGCUUCGGUGCCCUCGGACGCGACCAGGGAGGCGCGGAAGAGCGCGACGGCGAGAAGUUCGCGCCGCAGCUGCAGAAACGGUUUGCCGGCGGCGCCGGGCGACGAAGAGAAGGCGCCAACGGACGAAAGGGAGAAGCGUGCGGGAAGCGACUGGACGUCGAGAAGGGCGAAGACAGAGAGCGCAGUCUCAAACGAGAGACUGGGAAGAACCAGAAAGAGGCUGAGCCGUUUGGCGACGCAGGCCGAGAAGACGCAUUCACGCGUGAGACUGGAUGGUUUUGCGCCGACGCGAAGGAACAUGCGCGUCUCGCCUCGACACGCAAAGGGACCGAGGGCGGAGCGCUGUCCUUCCACCCUGCCUUUGUCGCAGGGCCUGGGCCGAACUUUUCGCCGAACUCGAGCACGUGCCCGUCCUCUUCGCUGUCGCCGAGCGAAGCGACGUUGCUGGGCCGCGCCGAGUUCUUGACUCCAAAAAGAGGAGUCUUUCCUCCGUUCCCGCGCAGUGCCUUCGGCCACCGAGAGGCGAAUGAGGAGCCCGGAGGACGCUACAACCCCUGCGCCGGUGCGCACGACCUGCGAAGUAGUUUUGGGAAGGCGGGCGAGUCGCUGCUGCCGCCGUUCCUCGACGAGAAGGGCGCUCUGCCACUGUACAGAGGGCGGGGAAGUUUUGGCAUGAAAGACCAAGGCGCAUUUUAUGGAGGCGAGUCCUUUGAAGAUCCUGUCGCCGCUUUCGCGUUCUCGCACGACAAGCCUGGCCUUGAUCUGCCGGGCCAGGGGGCGGAUCCGGUUUCUGCAGGCUUUCCCUACCCCACUCAGCCGGCCCAGUUCUUCGCUGACAGCCCCUUUGCCGCGGCGCCCGCGACACUCGCCUCCUCCGCCUCUGUCUCCGCGUUCGCUUCUCCCUCGGCGGCCUUCGCAGUCGGCUCGCCGCACGCAGAAGGGCCGUGUGUGGGGCUCCUGAGCGCGGCGCCUCCGGGCGGGUCCCGCGCAGAGCCUGGAAGCGCGGCCCCUGCGCGCCUGGAGAAGCAACCCUGUGGAGAGCGCGACGGGCCCUUUCCGUCAUCGGAGACUUCGACGAGCAGCAGCACACCAGACGCGGUUGCCUACCACGGCCUCGACAUUUUCCCUUCGGAUCUCCAGUCGCGUCUCGCUUUGCAUGCACGACGCCCGGGCUUCCCGGCCUUCCGCGCCAACGGGAGUCUCUGCCACUCUGAGGCGGCCGAGCCGGAGGCGGUCCGCGGCUCGGUGAGUCGCGACGGAGUCUUUUCGUUCUUCUCGAGCGAGUGCGGCAGCGGCCCGGGCGGUGUCGGGGGCCCGGUCUUGCUGCGAGGAAAGGGUGCGCAGGGGCGCGGCAGAGAAAGUCAGGAGGAGCGGGAGGGCGACACGCGUCUUCACGACGAGGUCACUUCCCACUUGUCUCUUCACGGCUUGGAGGCCGCGCAAGCGAGCCUGCCGGCCCAGACGGUCACCCUUCUGGACGAGGCUCAGCGCCAUCAGAAACUCGCGUCGAUCUUCGAGCCGCUGGGCCACCUGCUGGGUGCGCACGAGAGCGCGGGUCAGCGAGGCGAGAGCGACUUGCUCUUCGCGCACCUCUUUCCGGAUUUUCCGGAAAAGCCCGACGUCUUGCACGAGACCCCUCAGAAAGUCUCCGGCCGGCCGGCGCUGAACUUCAAGACGUUUGCCCCACCGCGGCCGUUCUCAGACAGGGGCUUUCCGUAG
This is a messenger RNA of Neospora caninum, 4224 nucleotides long. RefSeq lists its product as hypothetical. The record is from RefSeq and is a predicted model, not a curated record. Bases 1 to 4224 code for a protein of 1407 amino acids. The transcript is spliced from 2 exons. Lineage: Eukaryota; Apicomplexa; Conoidasida; Eucoccidiorida; Sarcocystidae.